Molecule: messenger RNA, 1746 nt
Organism: Engraulis encrasicolus (European anchovy)
Lineage: Eukaryota; Metazoa; Chordata; Actinopteri; Clupeiformes; Engraulidae
Gene: ndufs2
Product: NADH:ubiquinone oxidoreductase core subunit S2
Exons: 14
Coding region: 31-1431 (466 amino acids)
Biological process (GO): mitochondrial electron transport, NADH to ubiquinone
Molecular function (GO): NAD binding; oxidoreductase activity, acting on NAD(P)H; quinone binding
Source: RefSeq, a predicted model, not a curated record
UGUUCCUGCCGGUGUUGUAAGUCAGCAAAGAUGGCGGCGACGUUGCUGAGGUCGCUUAGUAAACUCGGACGUCCUUCAGCGGCGUUAUUAAACCAAAAUGUUGUGAGCCCGGGAUGUAUGGUCCUGCAGAACAGGCAAAAGCAAUGGCAGCCAGAUGUGGAGUACACGAUGGAGUCUUAUGGGGGGGCCGUGAUGUACCCCAGCGCCAUCUCCGCCAAGUGGGUGCCCCCUCCAUGGAACGAUAAGGACCCCCCUGCUGAGAAGGACGUGUCCAACCUGACCAUCAACUUCGGCCCUCAGCACCCGGCGGCCCACGGAGUGCUGCGAUUGGUCCUGGAGCUCAGCGGCGAGUCGGUCAAGAAGUGCGACCCGCACGUAGGCCUGCUGCACAGGGGAACGGAGAAACUCAUUGAGUACAAGACCUACCUACAGGCACUGCCGUAUUUUGAUCGUCUGGACUACGUGUCCAUGAUGUGCAAUGAGCAGGCCUAUUCUCUAGCAGUGGAGAAGCUGCUGAACAUCCAGGCCCCGCCCCGCGCACAGAUGAUCCGAGUGCUAUUUGGAGAGCUGACGCGUAUCCUGAACCACAUCAUGGGCAUCACCACCCACGCGCUGGACAUCGGAGCCAUGACACCUUUCUUCUGGAUGUUCGAGGAGAGAGAGAAGAUGUUUGAGUUCUAUGAGCGUGUGUCUGGCGCCCGUAUGCACGCUGCCUACGUCAGGCCAGGAGGAGUACACCAGGACAUGCCUCUGGGGCUGAUGGAUGACCUGUACGAGUGGUGUAAGAACUUCUCCCUACGCGUCGAUGAGGUGGAGGAGAUGUUGACCAAUAACCGCAUCUGGAAGAACAGAACCGUCGACAUCGGGGUGGUCAAGGCAGAAGACGCACUCAACUAUGGAUUCAGUGGUGUGAUGCUGAGGGGUUCGGGUAUCAAGUGGGACUUGAGGAAGUCUCAGCCCUACGACGGCUAUGAAAAUUUUGAGUUCGACAUCCCCAUUGGCAGCAAGGGAGACUGCUACGACAGGUACCUGUGUCGUGUUGAGGAGAUGCGCCAGUCUCUGCGUAUUAUGCUGCAGGCCAUGAACAAGAUGCCAGAGGGGGAGAUCAAAGUGGACGAUGCUAAAGUAGCCCCGCCCAAGAGAGCAGAGAUGAAGAUGUCUAUGGAGUCCCUGAUCCACCACUUCAAGCUCUACACUGAGGGAUACCAGGUGCCACCUGGGUGCACAUACACAGCCGUGGAGGCACCCAAGGGUGAGUUUGGUGUGUACUUGGUGUCUGACGGCUCAAGCAGGCCUUACCGCUGCAAGAUCAAAGCUCCCGGCUUCACUCAUUUGGCGGGUCUGGACAUGAUGGCCCAGGGACACAUGCUGGCUGAUGUGGUGGCCAUCAUUGGCACUCAGGACAUUGUGUUCGGGGAAGUGGAUCGCUAAACUCCUCUCUUCACCUCUCACGCUGCCUACACUAGCUGGCAGUGUGUGUGUGUGUGUAUGUGUGUGUGAGUGUGUGUUUCCAUCCGUCAACAGCCAAACACAUACGUGCGUACACUCACACCUGAUCAAAAUACCCACCCCCACACACACUCUCACCUGUUGUAUAAACGCAAUAGAUAUUUUAAAGAGUGAAAGACGGUGGUCAUUGCAGUCGGUGUUUUUUUUUUGUGAAGUUUAUCUGCAAUCAUUCUCUGGAUUGUCUCUUAUGUCUCCAUGUAUAUAAAUAUUAAUAAAGCCGCUACAAAGCUGCUCUAA